UACGCGAAAGUCGACUCGAUAGUCGGCCAUGUUAUUGUGAGAUCCGGGAUUUCCAGACCAAAAUAAACGCAAUUGUCAAAUUUAGAAAAGCAAAGUAAUGGUAUUUUAUUUCAGUUUGAACGAUAAAGCAUACUGUUUUUAUCAUAUAUGAUGUCAUGACACCCGGGGAAGGUGUAAAAUAGAAAAGGCUCACAUAUUCUGUUCAAGGAGAAAAUUUUGGUCACACGACCAUGACCAUUGUAAUGAAAGGGGGACAGUCAGGGGGAGAUGCCCCUCAAGAUGCUCCACCUCACCAAGGAACAACUCAGGUUCCCCCGUCAACUCCCCAGAACAAUACCGGACCCCCAGCUAGUGGAUCUGUAGUGAUGACUGAUGAAGUGGCUCCAGCAGAUGUGUCCAUUGAUCUAGUGGAACUGAAAGAUGACCAGGAGCCUGACUUCCCCAUGGUGGAGUUGGGGAGACUGGAUGAAAUGAUUAACCGGCCUAGAUGGGUGGUUCCUGUUCUGCCUAAUGGAGAACUAGAAGUUCUUUUGGAAGCUGCCAUCAAGCUCUGUAAAGAAGGACUCGAUACAAAAAGUGAACCUUGUCAGAGGUUCUUCAGGGAGGGACUGACUGUAUCAUUUACUAAAAUAAUGACAGAUGAAGCAGUUAGUGGUUGGAAGUACGAAAUCCAUCGAUGCAUUUUGAAAAAUGCAGAAAAGUUGAUUGAGUUAGUGGUAGCCAAACUGUCCCAGGACUGGUUCCCACUGUUGGAGUUGUUAGCCAUGGUUCUGAAUCCACAUUGCAAGUUUCAUAUCUAUAAUGGAAGUCGUACCUCAGAAAGUAUACAGGCUGGUACUGAGAACUCAGAGGAAUUGUUUGCUCGUCCUCCUGAUCCGAGAAAUCCGAAAGGAUGGCUGGUAGACUUGGUGAAUCAUUUUGGGAAGUUAGGUGGAUUUCAGAUUCUGCAGGAAAGAUUCAAAAGUGGUCAACUCUCUGUGCCAGUAGUAGCAGCCCUGAUCAAACCUUUUGGUCAGUGUGCUGAAGUCCUCACACCCCAGACAGUUGAACAGUACUUCUUGCCUAUUGUUGAUAUUGUUCCCAAAUUUCUAAAUGAGUUAACAGAUGAGGAAUUAAAAAAGGAAUCCAAAAAUGAAGCAAAGAAUGAUGCUUUGUCAUCCAUUAUCAAAGGACUGAAGCAGCUGGUGAACAAGCUACCAAAUCAGGAAGAUACAAUAAAAACUUUAGAGGGUUUUAGGCUCAAAAUGAUCCUUAGGUUGUUGCAAAUAUCUUCUUUCAAUGGAAAAAUGAAUGCAUUGAACGAAGUGAACAAAGUCAUAUCCAACGUCUCAUUCCAGUCCAGUCGACACUCUCAAAUGGAAGAAGAUGAGUGGCUCACAGCAGACAAAAUGGCCGAAUGGAUCCAAAAGAACGGUGUGCUAACAAUUGUUUUACGAGACAGCCUCCACCAGCCCCAGUACGUGGAGAAGCUGGAAAAGAUACUGCGAUUUAUGAUCAAGGAAAAAGCCCUGACCUCUGACGACCUGGACAAGCUGUGGGAGGCCCAGUCGGGGAAACAUGAUGCCAUUGUGAAGAAUGUGCAUGACCUGUUGGCAAAACUAGCCUGGGAUUUCUCACCGGAACAGCUGGACCAUUUAUUUGAGUGUUUCCAGGUAAGCUGGACUCAUGCAUCAAAGAAGCAAAGAGAAAAAUUGUUGGAGCUCAUUCGACGAUUGGCUGAAGACGACAAAGAAGGUGUAAUGGCACACAAGGUCCUAGGAUUACUGUGGAACCUAGCACACAGUGAGGAUGUUCCUACAGAGAUCAUGGAUCAGGCAUUGACAGCCCACAUCAAGAUCCUAGACUACAGCUGCUCACAGGAUAGAGAUGCCCAAAAGAUGACUUGGAUUACCAAAUUUGUUGAGGAAUUAAAAAAUGACAAAUGGGUGUUGCCAGCUUUGAAGCAGAUUCGGGAAAUCUGUCAGCUUUUUCCUGAGUCUCCACAAAAUUUUCCCCAUGCUCCACAGAGGGCCUCUCAUGUUUACUAUCGUAACACGGUGAUAGCACAGCUCCAGAGUAACCACUCCAUAGUGAUGUUAGUGGCCACCAAUCUGUCCAACUACAUGAAGAAAGCUCGCGAACUAGCACGAGAGCAUCCAGAUUUAGAUUCUAGUAAUAUUCUACCCGAUGGAAGAUUUAAUCAUAUACAACAAAUACAAGAACGUCUUAGGUUUUUAAGGUUUUUACUAAAAGAUGGUCAGCUGUGGUUGUGUGAAUCUCAAGCCAGACAGAUUUGGCAGUGUUUAGCAGAGAGUGCAAUUUAUUCUUCAGAUAGAGAGUCUUGUUUUAAAUGGUUUGCUAAGCUCAUGGGAGAGGAGCCAGAUUUGGAUCCAGAAAUAACAAAAGAUUUCUUUGAACAAAAUAUUCUACAACUUGAUCCAAGUCUGCUUACUGAGAAUGGAAUGAAUUGCUUUGAGAGAUUCUUUAAACAUGUUAAUCAAAAAGAGAACAAAAUCAUUGCUAAGAGGCGAGGAGGCCACCUAAUGGAUGACCUUGAACUCAUUGGAAUGGAUUACUUGUGGAGGGUUGUGUUAUUAAGCCCAGAUGAAGUAGCAAAUAAAGCAAUUAUUUUACUGAAAGACAUUUACACAAACCUUGGACCACGCUUACAACAAAAUCAGGUGGAGAUUCAUGACGAUUUCAUCCAGUCGUGUGUGGACCGGCUGAGGGCACUGUAUGACACAGUGUGUGUGCUGGAGAAGGACAAGGACAGCACAAAUCGUGUGAUGCAGGAGACGACCAGGAUGGUGCGCGUGCUGACCGUGCUCAGAGAGUAUGUGGCCGAGUGUGAUGAGGCCUACACGGAGGAGCGAUCUAUUCUCCCACUCAGCAGAGCAUGUAGAGGGAAAUUAGUAACCUUAAUAGUUAGAUUUCCUAGUCAAGGCCGACAGAUGGAUGAUAUAGACAUCUGGUCUCAUACUAAUGAUACAAUAGGACAAGUGCGAAGACAAGUUCUGUGUAAGAUUAAAGCUAGUAGUAAUAUAAAAGUGGACUUGUAUGCUAAUGGAGAACUACUUGAUCCUGUGGAGGACAAAAGACUCAUAUCUCAAAUACCAUUACGGGAAAAAUCGUUAAUAACGGCCAAGUUGAUACAGGUGGGGAGUAAUAUGCCUUCUAGUCCAGACAGCAGUUCAGAUAGCUCAGCAGGAUCACCUCACCACACAUUUGAUGGUCCUAACAUAGAGGCUGAAAGCUGUUUACCUGGGGUGAUAAUAUCCAACAACAACCGGUACACUCAGUUCUUGUUCCAACUGUCAGACUUGGGCUGUCAGCUACAGGUGGCUCGACUCAGGGACACGGCCAGGGCGGUCCUCAAACUCAUGCCAGCAGAUGUCCAUACGAUAGAUCAAUUAAAGACAAUAUGUGCUGAGCAUAGCAGAGGAGACACUACAUACUCUAAUGACUUAGAGGCAAUGUUUUUUACCCCUUCUGCAACACAAGCUCUGUAUAAUAUAGAGGUUGCAUAUAGUCUACUCAUGCCUGCAGUAGAAACAACGUCAGAUGAAGCGUUUGAAUUCCAGUUUAACUUUGUUAAGAGUGGAGGUGUUCCAAUAGCCAUGAACAUGUUGACCAAGAACAACUUUCUCCCCUCAGCGGAUUUACCAACUAGAAGGGCUGCCUACAUUACUGUGAUGAAGAUCUGUAAGCUGAUGUUGACCACAGUCAGUCAUGCCAAGUUCCAAGUGGUGGUGGAAGCUUGCAGUGCGGAUCCUCAGUCUCCAAAUAUCACUCAGGCGGAACACAGUCACGCCUUGAUCCUACAGCAGGCCCUGCAGUUCAUCCCCAACCCUGGGGCAGAGGUCAUGACACGAACCGUGGGACUGAGGCUCGGACAACAGUUACUGGACCAGGCGGCCAAGUUUGUGCCCGACAUGUCUGUGAUAAAGGCCAUACAGAGAAUAGCCUGGGCAUCAAGCAGCAGCUCUCUCCAUCUAGUGCAUGCCACCAAUGAGGAAAUCCACAAAGCUCUCGAGAAGAGGCAGGACCAUGUGGAGAUGGAGGAUCUAACGGUGGCCAGGGAAUCCCUGGAGGUCCUGACUGUUUGUCUGAUGCUGUGUCCCCCCGCCCUAGACGCCCUCAACAAAGACAAGUCCUGGCAGACAUUCAUCAAAGACCUGCUACUGCACUGUAAAAACAGGCCAGUAAGAGUAGCAGCGUCGGAACAGUUCUAUCUGAUGGCCACUCGGUGUUGUGGGGGAACCCGCCCUAUGGUCUUCUUUAUUACUCUGCUCUUCUGUGAACUCAGUGAAGCUGUGAAGGAGAAUGCAAAGCAAGCCCAUGAAUACUUUAAUUUACUAUGGAAAUUACUGAAUUAUGCGUCAGCAGCUGAAGUGAAGCUACCAAAUGCAGAGAAGCAAUUGAAUAAUGAAAUACAGUGGAUAAAGAAAACCAAGGAUUUGGUGAUCAACUCUGGGGAAGCCAUUGUUGAGGAUGCUCUGUUAGAGGGACAUUUAGGAAUCACCCGUGAACUGUUAGCAUUCCAGUCACCUGAAAAGAAGUACAACAUUGGUUCAGAGAAAGGAGGGUCAAACCUCAUUAGGGAACUGGUUGAAGAUUUUCUUUUCCCUGCCUCGAAAAUUGUCCUACAGAGCAGAAAGACUGGUGGAGAUUUCCCAUUGGUUACUGCAGUGCCAGUAUGUGCCACGCCCCCAACUGUGAUAGCAGCCUUUGAUCUUCUGGUGGCCCUCUGUACAAAUUGUGUGCCAAACUUAAAAUGUCUAGCACACAUGCUUUUAGAAAUGUUUUAUCAUGGUGAGCCACCAUUGACAGAAUGGGAAUAUCUGCCCCCUGUAGGUCCGAGACCUCUGAAAGGUUUUGUGGGCCUAAAGAAUGCAGGGGCUACUUGUUAUAUGAACUCAGUUCUACAACAGCUUUUCAUGAUUGAGGAAAUUCGUAGUGGAAUUUUGUCAGUAGAGGGCGUGGCUGAGGAUGUGAUUGAUGAGGAGUAUGGAGAGGAAAAAACCGAGAACGAGGCCAAUGCUGACAUGGGUGAGGAGGAGAGGAAGGAUGAGGAGAAACCAGUGGUCAUCAACCGAGAUGAGGAGCGGAAGGAAUACAAUUUGGGGGUCCUCAAGAGGAUCCAGCUCAUCUUCGGCCAUUUAGCUGCCAGUAAACUACAGUACUAUGUGCCAAAGGGGUUCUGGAAACAUUUCAAGUUAUGGGGUGAGCCUGUUAAUCUACGGGAGCAGCAUGAUGCAUUAGAGUUCUUCAACAGCUUGGUAGAUAGUUUAGAUGAAGCCUUGAAAGCCCUGGGACAACCACCUGUUUUGUCGAAAGUCAUGGGUGGGUCUUUUGCUGAUCAGAAAAUCUGUAAAGAUUGUCCUCACAGAUACCAAAGAGAGGAGCCGUUCACCACACUCAAUGUAGACAUCCGCAAUCACCAGAACCUCCUGGAGUCUCUGGAGCAGUACGUGAAGGGAGACUUGUUGGAGGCUGCCAAUGCUUACCAUUGUGAAAAGUGCAACAAAAAGGUGGACACAGUGAAACGAUUAGUCAUCAAGAAACUACCCAAAGUUUUAGCAAUUCAGCUCAAGAGAUUUGAUUAUGACUGGGAAAGAGAAAGUGCAAUAAAGUUCAAUGACUAUUUUGAAUUUCCAAGAGAAUUUGACAUGGAACCUUACACUGUACAAGGACUUGCAAAAAUUGAAGGCGAGAUCAUUGAUGAUGACAUAGAGAACAAAGAACAGAGCACCAAGUACAAGCUGUUUGGGGUGGUGGUACACAGUGGCCAGGCCAGUGGGGGGCACUACUACUCCUAUAUCCUCCACAGGGGUGAGGAUAAUCAGCCCAAAUGGUACAAGUUUGAUGAUGGUGAUGUAUCCGAGUGUAAGAUGGAGGACGAUGAGGAAAUGAAGAAUCAGUGUUUUGGAGGUGAAUACUUGGGCGAGGUGUUUGAUCACAUGCUUAAAAGAAUGGCCUACAGGAGACAGAAAAGAUGGUGGAAUGCAUAUAUUCUGUUCUAUGAACGACAGGAUGAAAAAGAUGAGAAAGAUAUCUACAAAACCCUUCAGGACUUAACAAUAGUGAAUAAGCCAUCCCAAAUUAAGAUGCCAAAUUGUAUAGAAAAAUGUGUACGAAAGCAAAAUAUUAUGUUCAUGCAUGAGAGGAGUCAAUUCUGCCCAGAGUACUUUCAGUUUAUGAAAAAAUUACUCAACUGUAACCCAGUGUUUACUCACGGACCCCAAGAGAAAGUUACACAAGACAUGGAGAACCUUGCAAUGAUCAGCACAGAACUAGCCUCCAAGUUUCUGUUUAGUGUAGGAUUCCACACCAAGAAGGCACUGAGGGGUGCAGCCAAUGACUGGUACGAGGCGCUGAACUGUCACUUAAGGUCAAGCAAGAAAGUCAGGAACUGGUUUGCUCACAAUGUGUUCUUCUCGCACACAAACAGAUUUGCCGAGUAUUUACUGGAGUGUCCAUCUUCUGAGGUGCGGAAUGCCUUUUCUAAGAUCAUAGUGUGUCUGGCUCACUUUGCACUGAAGGAUGGUCCGUGUCCCCCACCACUGGUCCAGGGUCUGUAUGGUCCGGGACAGCAGGCGGACCCGAGUGCCACCCUGAGUGACCACCUCCUGCUGGCAGUUCUACAGUUACUGAGGAAGGAAGUGUCAGACCACGGGCGCCACCUACAGCAGUACUUCCACCUCUUCCUGAUGUACUCCAACCUAGGCGAACAAGAGAAAAUGCAGUUAUUAAAACUGAAUGUUCCCUCCCUGUUCAUGCUGGUGGCCCUGGAUGAGGGACCGGGGCCUCCAAUCAAGUAUCAGUACGCUGAGCUGAACCGUCUCUACUCUGUUGUCUCUGUUCUGGUGCGAUGCUGUGAUGUUUCCUCCCGAUGUCUUUCAUCUAAUCAAGGGGACCCUCCCAAACCUAACCCCUAUGGUGAUACCUCCAUCAGUCAGCCCCUGAUGCCCCUCCAAGCACAGGUGGGAGACCUGUUGUAUGGCAAGACAGGGUACGUCAAGAAACUGAUAGAGGACUGUAACAACUCGGAGGACACCUGUAAACUACUAAGGUUCUGUAGUUGGGAGAAUCCCCAUUUCUCCUCCACAGUCCUCAGUGAGCUGUUGUGGCAGGUGGCUUAUUCAUACACGUACGAGUUACGGCCGUACUUAGACCUGUUACUACAAAUGCUGCUGUUGGAGGACUCAUGGCAGAAUCACAGAAUUCAUAAUGCUCUUAAAGUAAAUCCUGACUGUGUGUUAAUUUUAGGGAUACCGGAUGACAGGGAUGGCUUGUUUGACACCAUACAGAGAUCUAAGAACCACUACCAGAAGAGAGCCUACCAGUGCAUCAAAAUGAUGGUCUCCUUAUUCACACUUUGUGCCCCUGCUGCAGAGAUGUUGCAGAGCAAUGGUGACGUCAAAAGGAAGUGGUCUUGGGCGGUAGAGUGGUUAAACGAUGAGCUGGAGCGACGUCCAUACCCAGGCAAUGCCCAGUACACCUACAACAACUGGUCCCCACCAGCCCAGUCUAACGAGACUUCUAACGGGUAUUUCCUGGAGAGGUCUCACAGUGCCAGGGUGACUUUGUCUAAAGCCUAUGAACUUUGUCCGGAGGAAGAGCCAGAUGAUGCCGAGCUCUCAGAUGAACAGGAAACCCCCCAUCCUGAUGAAAACCCGCCUGGCUAUCAAGCCCGCCAAUCCCCACAACAGGGGACUUCCACCAAACCAGAGGGGGGAACCACCAGUCAGCAGCCCAAACAGGAGGGCUCCACCAACCAGCAGUUCCAGAACAACCACGUGAACUCUACCCACAAUGCACAGCAAGUUCAGGCCCCCAUAGUACCACAUGAUCAGAUUGUCAAUCAGCUAAACAACCAAAACAACUCUCAGACUGGGGAAAAUCCGGACACCGGCGAGGAGGAAAAGAAAAAGACAAAUAAAGAGUGAAGGACCACCCUCUCACAUCCCCACCCACCCAACACUCCAGACUGAAGAGGGGUGGGUGUGAGUAGUUGUCAUAACAAAUUUUGCACUGGACAUGUACCAAAUUUUCUAUAUGUGUGAUUCUGAUCAUUCUGUAUGUUUUACAAUUUAUUUUAUGAUGAAAUUCCAAAAUUGAAUGACUGUAUAGUUUAAAAAAUCUUAUUUGAACUCUUUGUUUGAUUAACAAUGUUAUUUACUCUGGCAUCACUGCCAACUAAGAGGCUAACCAUUUUAGAUUUUUUUUUUUUUUUGCAUGUAGUUUCCAACAACAAAGCUGCAUUUAUCACAAUUCAGAUGUAGAAUUGCAUUUACAUUUUUUCUGUACAUUCAUAUUCUGUCAAUUUCUGAGCCAAACCAUACUGAAACAAUAACUGAAAUCCUUGGUCAACACUCGGCUUACGAAUAUCGUGGAGAUGUUUAGAAAUCCAAUAUGCUUUUGUACUUGGCUGCAUUCUGAUGGAAUGAAUUUGUCGAAGUGCAUUCAUGUACAUCAUUCAGCAUGGUAUAAAGCAAGAAAAGAAAACAUAUACCCGGUAUGUAAAUUGUGUUUAACAGAUGUUGACGUAGAUAUAAAUUUGAAUUAAUGACUUAUGGACAAAAAGAGAUCUGUUUAUGAUUUAAAUAUUAAGCACAGCUAACAAAAAAUAAGGUUUUAUAUAAAGAGAUUUGAAAAGUCUGAAAUAUGUGAAGAGAAUAGAACAACCCUAUUCUAAGAAAAGUUGUCAUCCUCUGUAAUUAGUUAUGAAAUGUCACAAACAUUUUGAUGCAUGUUUUUAACUCUCUAAUGUUAAAGAAUUCAGUUGUAGAGAUCUGAAUAGGUAUAUACAAAGGGACUUCCGAUGGAAGCGUUGCGUGUGUGCAGCGAAAUUUGCCGAUUUUUUAUUGGCCAGAGGUUAUAAUAUUUAUUGAUUGCUCUGGUGAGUGAUGUUGAAUGUCAUGGAAACUUGAUACUGUACAUAGGAAAAAAAGGAUAAUUAACAACAAAUUGUUGCAAUUGUGAUAUUUUGUACAUAAACUGAGAUGUAGGCUUUCAUCAGUGCUCGUGUCCUGUGGUAUGGCUGUAUAGAGAGAGCUCAUUGUGUUGACAUUUUAUUGCUUUCUGCCUUCUGUCCAUUUGUUUUAAGUGAUGCACUCUUUACACAAUGCCAUUCUUGUCACAUGAGUGUACUGUGGUCAUACAUGUGUAUCUAGAGACAUGUAUUUUGAGUGAAUUGUACUUGUAUGUUGAUAGUUAUUUUUGAAUGAGUAUUGGAUUUAGUGGAUAUAUCAUUUAAGAAGUAUUUAUACAUUACGUAUAGUGCUAACAUCAUAUACUGACCCAUUGGUCAGAGGAGAAGACACUUUUCACAUUAAUUGUUAUGAAUCAAUUGUUUUGUUUUUUUUCCUUUGUCAUUCCUGUAAAUAAGUCUGUACAUAAACCACUUGUUUAUUAUAUCAGCUCUGUGUGAACAGUGUAUGCUAUACAUGCCCCUUGACAUGUUCUUCGUUGAGUCUUCUGUCAGAUUAUCACUGGAUACAUGAAACAAUCACAGUCUCUCUGAAGUCUGUAAUCUUUAUAAAAGUCUUAAACUGGGGGCCUUUAUAAUUUUGUAUUUUUUUUACUUGUUUAUGCAGGCCCAUUCUAACGUUAAUGUUUAACCAUAGCGUGCCAUAGUGAAGUGGUACUAGUUUGUAUACAUGUGACAUGUGUUCACUCUGGACGAAAGUCGCAGUUUUAUCACUAUUUCAAAGAAGAACAUGUUGAUAAUUAUUUAGAUAUUUAAUUUGUAGCUGUUGCUUAAAUUAUUUUUAAUGUGGAUACAAUACAUGUGUUGAUGUCUUGGAUGUUUGUUUAAACAAAUUCAUCAUAAAACUGUUCAUAUAAGACUG
Molecule: messenger RNA, 9833 nt
Organism: Magallana angulata
Lineage: Eukaryota; Metazoa; Mollusca; Bivalvia; Ostreida; Ostreidae
Product: probable ubiquitin carboxyl-terminal hydrolase FAF-X
Exons: 57
Coding region: 231-7928 (2565 amino acids)
Biological process (GO): protein deubiquitination; cell migration
Cellular component (GO): cytosol; nucleus
Molecular function (GO): cysteine-type endopeptidase activity; cysteine-type deubiquitinase activity
Source: RefSeq, a predicted model, not a curated record